This is a messenger RNA of Aspergillus pseudonomiae, 1583 nucleotides long. RefSeq names its product putative serine--tRNA ligase DIA4. Gene Ontology annotation, molecular function: serine-tRNA ligase activity; ATP binding; tRNA binding. Gene Ontology annotation, cellular component: mitochondrion. Gene Ontology annotation, biological process: mitochondrial seryl-tRNA aminoacylation. Lineage: Eukaryota; Fungi; Ascomycota; Eurotiomycetes; Eurotiales; Aspergillaceae. The transcript has a single exon. The record is from RefSeq and is a predicted model, not a curated record. The coding region runs from base 44 to 1582 and encodes 512 amino acids.
CCUCACUUCCGCUCUCCCCAUCAGCCCACCACAAUCCUCUUCAAUGGCGUCAACAAGGACGCCGUACGUCUGCCUCAAUUGCAGGCUGACAAGGCCAUUGACGCGACGCGCCUUCUCCUCCUCCACGCACCGCGCCGAAGCUCUCCGUCCUGCGACCGCGCCGAAGCCCACCCCAGACGUCAAGCACAUCCGCCAGAACGCCGAGCUGUACUCCAAAAACAGCGUCGACCGCAAUUACCCAUCGCACGUCGACUACCCAUUCCAGAUCCAGAACCUGUCCGAAGAAGCCCGCCGUCUCGACCAAGACCUCAAGACCCCUCGCUCGCGCAUCAAGCAGCUCGAAAAGGCCAUCGGCAAGCUCGCAGCUUCCGCCCGCCAGGAAGGAGGCAAUGGCGAAAACACAGAAGAGCUGACAGCUCUCCGAUCAGAGGCCCAAAAGCUCAAGGACGAAUCACAAGAGAUGACUACGCGCAAGACCGCCUGCACGGAAGAGAUCAACCGGCUCGCCCUGUCCCUCCCCAACCUAUCCUCCUCCGAAACACCGGUCGGGGACGACCCCAGACUGAUCGAAUACCUCAAUUUCGACCCCCGGUCGCCGCCCGAGUGGAUCGCCAGUCCGGACCCCAGUCGCUCCCACGUCGCGAUCGGCACAUCCCUCGGCCUCAUCGAUUUCACCAGCUCCGCUACCACCACCGGCUGGGGAUGGUACUUCCUCACCAAUGAGGGCGCUCUCCUGGAGCAAGCUCUGAUUCAGUACGCAUUGAGCGUGGCCCGGAAACGCGGCUGGAAGCCCGUGUCGCCCCCGUCGAUCGUCUAUUCCUACAUCGCCGAAGCGUGCGGGUUCCAGCCCCGCGACCAGCACAACGAGCAGCAGAUCUGGGCCAUCGAACAGAGCGACAAGGACAAGAGCAAACCGCAGCGGUCUCUGGCCGGGACCGCCGAGAUCCCCCUCGCGGCGAUGUACGCCGGCCGCGACAUCGACGCAGCGAAUCUUCCCGUCAAACUGGUCGGGCCCAGCCGAUGCUAUCGCGCCGAGGCGGGCUCCCGUGGUGUCGACACGAAGGGUUUAUACAGAGUCCACGAGUUCACAAAGGUGGAGAUGUUCGCAUGGGCCGAUAACGCCCCCGAAGCAAGUGGAAAGGGACUCCCGACGUCCGACGACCUCUUCAACGAGCUCCUGUCCAUCCAGACCGAGAUUCUGACCUCCCUAAACCUCCCCUGCCGGGUGCUGGAAAUGCCGACCACAGACCUGGGCGCCAGUGCAAGCCGCAAACGCGAUAUCGAGGCCCUCUUCCCCUCGCGCCUGCGGGCCGGUGCGGAUCUCGAGUCGGCAUGGGGCGAGGUCACCUCCGCUUCUAUCUGUACGGACUACCAGAGCCGUAGGUUGGGAACCCGGGUGCGUGGCGGAGCAGCGAAGGAUUCUCGGUUCCCGCAUACGGUCAAUGGUACUGCCGUGGCUGUUCCCCGGGUGUUGGCCGCCAUUCUGGAGAACGGAUGGGAUGAGAAGCGCAAGGUUGUAGUUGUCCCGGAGGUGCUGAGGAACUGGAUGGGUGGCUUGGAAGUAAUUGGGGAGUCUUCGUGAC